CUUCUUUAAAAGAGGGAUUUUCUAGUAAUUUGACGAGGGCCCCCCAGUCUUCUUCCGGAAGAACCCUCUUCCCUUUUUUCUUGACAAACACCCGGCGGGAAGGGCUCCUCGUUCGAUUUCAACCCGAAGAAGAAGCAUUUCCUCGAACACCUUCGCUCUAUUGACAUGGAUUUGGACCCAGAAGGCCUAUUUCGGGAUGAUUCCGACUCCGAGAGCGAGUUCUAUCAGGAAAAAGAUUUCACGAAAGAGUUUGUAGUCUACCUCGUUGAUGCGUCCCCGAAGAUGUUCGGUGCAGCAGGAAGUGAUGAGGAUGAGAAAACAGAUACACAUUUUCAUGUUGCAAUAAAUUGUAUUUCCCAGUCAUUGAAGGCCCAAAUUAUUGGUAGCUCCUAUGAUGAAGUUGCAGUUUGUUUCUUUAACACUAAGGAAAAGAAAAACUUGCAGGAUUUAAAUGGUGUCUAUGUCUUCAAUGUUACGGACAGAGAAUGUCUUGAUAGGCCAACAGCAAGGUUAAUUAAAGAGUUCUUUUAUGUAGAAGAUACAUUUAUGAGCAACAUUGGGAGUCGAUAUGGUAUUGUUUCCGGAUCUCAAGAGAAUUCGUUAUACAAUGCUCUUUGGGUUGCACAGGCGCUGUUGCGCAAGGGCUCUUCAAAAUCUGUGAGCAAGCGAAUUCUACUGUUCACUAAUGAAGAUGAUCCUUUUGGGAGCAUAACAGGGGCAACAAAAACAGACAUGAUUAGGAUGACACUGCAACGUGCAAAAGAUGCACAAGACCUUGGCAUCUCAAUUGAACUUCUUCCUUUGAGUAGGCCGGAUGAGGGGUUCAAUGUAUCCAUUUUUUAUGCUGAAUUGCUUGGAUUGGAAGGUGAUGAGAUAUCCCACUUUUUGCCAUCUGCAGGUGAAAAAUUGGAAGAUAUGACAGAUCAGCUGAGAAAACGAAUGUUUAAAAAGCGCAAAGUCAAAACCAUCAGAUUCUCUAUUGCAAAUGGCAUCUGUAUUGAAGUGAAUACAUAUGCUUUGAUCCGCUCAACUUCACCAGGGUCAAUAAUGUGGCUUGAUUCCAUUACUAAUCUUCCAUUAAAGACAGAAAGGUCCUUUGUAUGUGCAGACACUGGAGCUCUAGUUGAAGAGCCACGUAUAUAUUUUCACCCUUACAAGAAUGAAAUCAUAAAAUUUUCUACGGAUGAACUAUCUAAGAUAAAGAAAGUUUCGAAUGGUCAGCUUCACCUUUUAGGAUUCAAGCCAUUGGAUUGUUUAAAAGAUUAUCACAAUUUGAGGCCAUCAACAUUUAUUUUUCCAACUGAUGAGGAAGUUGUUGGAAGUACUCGCAUUUUCAUUGCUUUACAUAGGUCAAUGUUACGCCUUCAACGGUUUGCACUUGCAUUUUAUGGAAGCUUAUAUCGUCCCCAGCUGGUUGCCCUUGUUGCACAAGAUGAAAUAACCGGUUCAAGUGGUCAAGUGGAGCCUCCUGGAAUGCAUAUGAUAUAUCUUCCAUACUCAGAUGAUAUUAGACAUGUCGAAGAGCUCCAUAUGUCUGCUGAUGCUAUUGCACCACGUGCCACAGAUGAUCAAAUCAAGAAAGCCUCUGCUUUAUUGAGACGAAUAGAUUUAAAAGACUUUUCAGUCUGCCAAUUUACAAAUCCUGCUUUACAAAGACAUUAUGGGAUACUACAAGCCUUAGCUUUGGGUGAAGAUGAGAUGCCAGACAUCAAAGAUGAAACCUUACCUGAUGAAGAAGGCCUGUCUAGGCCAGGAAUUGUCCGUGCACUUCAAGAAUUCAAAAUAUCUGUUUAUGGUGAAAACUAUGAUCAGGAGGAAGCCAAUGCUGCAGCUGCAAAAGGGUGUGGAAGUGAAGCUUCUCGAAAGCGUAAAGCAAUGGCUGAAACUGCUGCAAGGGAGAGUGCAAGUUAUGAUUGGGCUGAUCUAGCAGAAAAUGGAAAGCUGAAGGAUCUAACUGUGGUGGAGUUAAAGUACUACCUAACUGCUCACAACCUCCCGGUUACUGGGAAGAAAGAGGCUUUAAUCAGCAGGAUCUUAACUCACUUGGGCAAGUAAUUUUUUGUUGAAGCUUGACUCCUGAAAUGUCAUGCAGGUUACAGAGCACCAUGGAAGAGGCCUUUGCAGUUGACCUAAUUGCUUGAAGCUGGAUUUCUUUGGCAACCAAGUAGCUUACUGGUUUUGUUAUAAUAUUGUUGUAAAAAGAUCCCCCUUUUUCCCUUCUUUUCUGUAAAUGAAUGAUGGCAGAUAGUGCAAGCUACAGUUUCCAGGUAUUAGCAUUCAUGCAGCCAGAAUCUAUACGGUGGCUCCGGAUUAUUUUUAUUUAUUAUUUUUAAGUAGCCUAAAUCUCUGCAUUUGUGGAAAAGUGACUACCUUAGGAAUGCUAGAUUAGCUGAAGUGUUGCAGCUACAUAAUUUGCAGAAAGAGGAAAGAAUAUCCUGUCAAGUUUGUAUGUACCUAAAAAUGGACGUGAUAUCAGACAAACUUUCAGUGAGAAUGGGAGGGUGAGAAGUUAGCGUUGACCUUGUGAGAGUUUGUGUGGCAUGCGCUUGCCUCUAUUAUUAAUUUACGGCAUGCCUUAACUGUUUAUACAA
Messenger RNA from Elaeis guineensis (African oil palm), 2591 nucleotides. Its product is annotated as ATP-dependent DNA helicase 2 subunit KU70. Gene Ontology annotation, biological process: telomere maintenance; double-strand break repair via nonhomologous end joining. Gene Ontology annotation, molecular function: damaged DNA binding; double-stranded DNA binding; DNA helicase activity. NCBI's taxonomy places the organism in Eukaryota, Viridiplantae, Streptophyta, Magnoliopsida, Arecales, Arecaceae. The record is from RefSeq and is a predicted model, not a curated record. Gene Ontology annotation, cellular component: Ku70:Ku80 complex; nucleus.